UUCUCUCAGAAUUCGUCAACAAACGAUGCUAACGACCUGCCCCCUACCCCCUCUCCUCUUCUCCCCUCCUCCUUUUUUUCUUCACCCCCCACAAAAACACCACCACCACCACCACCUCUGUAUUCCUACCCCGCCCGCUCUUCGUAUUGGACUGAGAGAUUCGCUCGUCCUCACGCCUGUCCCUCAGCUCGGGACGUCACUCGUUGGAAUUUCUCCUCAGUUCAAAGAUAUCACGGCCGGUGACAACUACCCAUAAGUGUGGAUGGACACGCUGUGACUGAUUUCUCCACACAAACACCCAGCUCAAUUCGACACAACAUAUUUCUAAUGAUGCCGUUGUGGUUACUAUCGUUUCUUUGACUUGUGACAACGCACUUCGUUGCUCAAAGCGAAGAAAACAAGACUUCGUUCUCUGAUUCGCUCUAAGUGACGUGACGGUAAAACUUUCUCUACUCUCGAGAAACGUAGUAACGAUUCAAAAUUUGGUUUUCUGAAACGUGAGAGCGUACACACCCGGCGUUCCGCCAUGCAGGGAUUAAGGCAGUCUGUCAAACACAAGACCUGUAGACAGUAAAGUUCGGAGGAUAACAACGUAGCAGAAUUUUGUUUAUACAUUUCGGACCUACAGUAAUCUGUGUCAACCUACCUGGCGAUUCAGCGAUGUUUCUGCUUCGUGGAAAUUGCGUGCACAGGACAUAAUAUCGCUUCACGUGUCAAGAUACAACCCACUGUGCAUAAUCUGUCUCCAAAGACGUCGUUUCAAAUCUGUCACGUUUUGCGGCCACUCCAUUUUGACAUUGUUCUUUUCCAGUUUCAUGAGGGUCGACUCUUUGUUUCAAAAAGUCUGUUUUGACGAGUAAUUUGUGCACUCGGCUGAUCGUGUCUCCGGGUUGUCCUCCCAGAAUCAGGUCUUCGAUGGUCCCAGAACUCCAGGAGUGAGGGAUAUACCGGUCGUCUUCUCCGGCACUGUUCCGUUGAGCAAAGGCUCAUCUUUACUCCUGAAACCAUGACAAAGUCGGAGACUCGAAAAUCUUUUAGCAUCGAUGCCUUACUCGCUCGGACUACAUCGUCGUCGUCGUCCUCAUUAUCGACACCCUCCUCGGUAGUAUUGUCAUCAUCAUCAUCAGGUCCGUCGUUGCAAACGUCACCCAAAACGCUAUCACAAAGUGGCGUCCCCUCCCGCAAUACAUCUUCCUCUCACGCCCAUCAAUCACACCCACUCGGGACUUCCGUUUCUUCGAGUUCUAGUGACGUCAAGGGAAUUCCCCAGCUGAACAAUGGCGCCCCGUCCGCUUCCUCCUGUGAUGGCAUCGGGAAUUCCCCGAAGAGAGAUCGCUCACCCGUUAUUUCAGACGGUAGACCCGAAAGCUACAUCAGAUCAAAGAGCAAGAACGAUACAAUGGGGCAUACAAAUUCUAAGGAGGAUCUUUCUGGAGAAAGACAGAACUCUAACGUGUUGGAAAGCCACCACAAAGCUAGAGAAAUGGAGGAGCAGCUUCAUAGGCCGAUUAUAAAAAGCGAACUUGAAUUACUCUCAAGACAGCAACAGCAGCAGCAGCAGCAGCUUCAUAGACAACAUCACAGUCUGCAUCAGCAGCUGCAACAACACGGGUACCUGAUGUCUCCUCAUUCAAGCACGUCUCACUCUCUGUCCCCGACCUCUCCCCUCUCCUCUCCAGGGGGAGGCAAUGCCAAUGACAAACCUAGAGCUGCAACCUCCCCACCUUCAUCCCCUUACAGUGUGAGCGCAAUAUCCUCCCAACAUUUCUCGCACUCUUCACAACUUUCAUUCCCUCCCCACUCACUCCUCCCCCACGUCCCUCACCACAACCCACACCACCCCACAAACAUCCUCCGACCACCCAACCCUUCACUCAGCGACCCCACCCACACCCACACCCACACCCACACCCACUCCCCCCACCACCACCAACAACAACAACAACACCCGAUAUUCCGACACGACCGAACCCCAGCCGACGUCAACACUUCCGAAAACAGCCGACGUUUCCCGAACAGAGCGUCCGCCGAGCAGCGACGAGACCGCGAGUCUUCCUCGGACGCUCCCUCUGACGUCACCAGGGCCGUCUCCUCCUCCUCCCCCUGCCACAACUCUCCGUGCUCCACACCCCGCUCCCACACCCCGGAGUCGCCCACAUCGUCCCCCCGCCCGGCAGGCUCUGUCAGCGGGGCGUGCACACCUCCACGGGGGUCGCCUCCCUCCAACGCGUUUGUCCCUCGCCCAGGUCUUCUCAACCUCCAACAUCACCCGAUGGUCCAAGCAGGACAUCUAGGAUUUCAGAACAUGUUCCCCAACCACGGCCUGUACAACUACCCCGGGGGUCAGGGUCACGUGACAGCCGGACCUCUGCCACACCCACAGCUUCCCUCCAUGCUCACCGGAAGUGCUUUCCACCAUCCGGCCGAGCAGGCGCUAAAACUGGCUCAACUUCAGGGAAUCAACUAUGCUGAGUGGCUGGCCCGGACUGGCAUGUAUGUGAGCCGCAUGGUGGACUAUCCUGGUGAGUUUCCGCCUCUCUUUCUCUCUCUCUCUCUCUCUCUCUUUCUGUUCUUGCCAGCAGAAACCUCCCAGGAAACAAAAUGA
Molecule: messenger RNA, 2605 nt
Organism: Aplysia californica (California sea hare)
Lineage: Eukaryota; Metazoa; Mollusca; Gastropoda; Aplysiida; Aplysiidae
Exons: 5
Coding region: 1007-2605 (532 amino acids)
Source: RefSeq, a predicted model, not a curated record